Messenger RNA from Nezara viridula (southern green stink bug), 1998 nucleotides. The record is from the annotation of a GenBank genome assembly. Lineage: Eukaryota; Metazoa; Arthropoda; Insecta; Hemiptera; Pentatomidae.
AUAUUUUCGUAUGUUUUUAAUUAAUCAUUUUAGCCUUGUACAGAUUUCUACAUUGGUUUUUAACUGCUGGGAGGUUCUGUAACCACCGUUUACUGGAAAUGCCGCUUUAUCCUCUAUUAAGGUUAAGAUAAUGUACAAUUCCUUUCAAGAAUAAAUCAUAAAAAAUGGAUGUUAGAAAUUUAGGUGGAUUCAGAAUAUGUUCUAAGCUUAGUAUAGGGGAUAAAGCUGGUUUGAGGAAGUGUUUUAUUUUUAUUAACGAACGAUGGUCCAAAAUAAAAGCUGUGCAGGAUCAUAUCAAAAAUAUUUUCAAUAUUGAAGAAGAAAUCAACAUUUAUAUCGGGGACGUAUUAUUGCCUGAAAAUGAAACAAUAAAGUUAAUUCAACCUAAUGAUAUUUUAAUAAUAAGGACCAUAGAGGGAAAAAAAGAUGAUAAGGGCUCUAAAAAACAUAAAUUUUGUUCCAAUGAUGAUGAUUGGUUUGCCAAAUCAGAAAAAAGUCCACCAAACAUGAAAACAUCUAAAUUUGCUCCAGUUUCAAUAAGUGUGGAUCCUUCUGAAAAAUUAUUGUCAGACUGUUUAGAAGAAUUACGUUUUAAGAAAGAGGAGAUCGUUAAAAAUUGUGUUCAAGAUAAUGAUUCUGCCUCAACAGUGAAUGAUAGUAAUGAAGUGGAACAGUCAUUUGGGAUUCCUGUUAAGAAACGUAAAAGAAAGCAUAAAAAGAAAUCAAAACUACUGGAACCCUCUAUAUUUCAAGAAACGAAUACAAAUAAAAGUGAUUUAAUCACUUUUGAUUCUUUAGAUUCUUCAAGCAAACACAUUCACUUCUCAGAUGAGGAUAACAAAGAAGAAAUGUAUGCUCAUUCAUCACCAAAAGUGAAUGGAAACCCAGUUGAUGAAUUUCGUUCUUCACUACGCAAUCUUGCCAACAAACCAGCAUCUCAAAAAAUAUUUUCUAGGAAAUCAGAAACUGCAGUAACUACUGUUCCAGAAUCAGAAGAUUUUGGAACCACUACAAUAGAACCGACUCCUGUUAACACUGAUGAAAAUAAGCCUGAACUAAUUGAUUCUGCCACAUUUGUACCAAAAGUUGGGGAUUUGAUUUCAUUUAAAAAAAUCAAACUGGGGAACGAUUAUACACCACAGCAAUCCAAUGAAAUUAUUGGGGAGGUGUUGACUGUUGAAGAGACUGCUGGGUCAUAUUUCGUCGUUUUUACUAUCAAAGAGGGUGCUGAGGAAUUUGAAGAUCCUUCUGGUAAAUUUUCUAUAGAAGUUGAUGAGAACAAACUUGAAGGUGAUAAAAUCCAUGUAGCCGAAAUGAAAUGGAAUGAUGUUAUAGAACCAUGUCUUAAAAGGAGAGUAUAAUUUUAGAAAAUAUAAUCAUUUAUUUUAUUUUCUGGAAUAAUAUUUUUUACCAGAUUACACUAUCUACUAUGUUACCAGUUUUUAAUGAAGUAGAAGAUAAUUUUCCUAAAGUUAUAUUGUUUCCUCUGUAAUGGCUGAGUAAUUAAGUCAUUUAUUUGUGAUAUUUAGGCUUAAUUUUUUGAUAUUUUAUACAUUAGGUAAAAAUGUUUUUCCAUAAAUAUUGAUCUUUUGUAAAUAUAAGUGACUUUUAUAUCCUCUAAAGUUGAAGAUCUUUUUUCUUAUUGAAUUAUUAUCUUUAUUUAUUUAUACUUAAGGAUUAUAAUUUGUAAUUCCCCUAUAGAAUCCUUGUCAUUACAAAUUACAUUCCUGUGCCACUGUUUAAAAAUCUACUGAUAGUUAUAUAUUUGUAUGUUUUCAUUGUAUUCUUAAUGACACAGACAGUAACUGUUGUUUAUCAUUAUAGAAUGCUCUAAUUUGGCAAGUUUUACUAAAUGUGGUGGGUGUUUAGCUUUGUUUUCAAGGUAUUUUAAAUUUAGUAGAAACUAUUCUCAAUGUGUUGUAGAAAAUAUAUUCAUCCAAGACAUUAUAAUAGAAAGUCAUGAUUGGUUGUUAUUCUUAAUAAAAGUGUUAAAUGUUA